Oncorhynchus masou masou (cherry salmon) is the source of this 4360-nucleotide messenger RNA. Its product is annotated as G-protein coupled receptor 55-like. Gene Ontology annotation, molecular function: G protein-coupled receptor activity. The record is from RefSeq and is a predicted model, not a curated record. Bases 52 to 993 code for a protein of 313 amino acids. Gene Ontology annotation, cellular component: plasma membrane. Gene Ontology annotation, biological process: phospholipase C-activating G protein-coupled receptor signaling pathway; positive regulation of Rho protein signal transduction. NCBI's taxonomy places the organism in Eukaryota, Metazoa, Chordata, Actinopteri, Salmoniformes, Salmonidae. The transcript has 3 exons.
CACAGAUAGACAGACUGACACACCAGCAGACUGGCAUCUAUAAGCGGCACCAUGAAAACCAACUGCUCCUUCACCGAGGUAGACCGCCUCAUGAAAUCACUGGAACUUGCCAUCUAUGUGCCCAUCUUCGUGUGCGGCCUUGUCCUCAACAUCCUGGCCCUGGUUGUCUUCUGCUUCCUCCUCCGCAAGUGGACAGAGUCCACCAUCUACAUGACCAACCUGGCCCUCCUGGACCUCCUCCUCCUCCUCCUGCUACCCUUUAAGAUGCACGCCACCAUCCACCACUGGGAGGCCCACCACCGCUUCCUCUGCUCCUUCCUGGAGAGCCUGUACUUUGUGGGCAUGUACGGCAGCAUCUACACCAUUGCUUGCAUAGCCAUGGACCGCUGGGUGGCCAUACGCCACCCCUUCCGCGCCAAGCAGCUCCGCUCCCGCCGGGCCGCUCUGGGGAUCUGCAUCCUGGUCUGGGUGGUGGUGCUGGGGGGCACCUCACCCAUCUACUCGUUCCGUACGGCGGGAAAUGGGUCCUUCCACUGCUUCCACGGCUUCUCAGAGAAGGGCUGGCGCCCAGAUGUGAUCAGCUGCCUCUUGGGCUUUGGGUUUGUGGGGCCUGCCCUGGUGCUGGUGGUGUGUUCGGCCCAGAGCAUCCGGACGCUGAGGCAGUCCGGCAAAGAGAGCCAUAAGAACAGAGCCUGUGUGAGGAUCAUCUACAGCAGUCUCUGUGCCUUCCUGGUCCCCUUCACGCCUAGCCACCUGGGCAUCAUGCUGCAGUUCCUGGUACGGCAAGACGUGAUCCAGGACUGCAUGACCAAGAUGAAUAUCAGCCUGUUCCUGCAGGUGGCCAUGAGUCUGGCCAACAUCACGUGUUGUCUGGAUGCUCUGUGUUACUACUUCAUCACCAGGGAAGUGAGGAGCUCCAAGCAGACCUUCACCUUCAGGAGGUCCAGGUCGAGCAGCCAGAGAAGAGCCACCACCAGCACCUCAGAGCUCUGACAAGACCCAUGGAGGGACAAACACUGAGCCGAACUGGUUGAAAUUAUGUUUCAACCAGUUUUCCCCACUGGGAAAUUACUGUGUGUGUGUGAAAUCUUACUAGCUGUGUGAAAAAUUCUGCCACUGUUUGAGGACAAGGGACGUUGAGUAGGAAAUAUGAGUAUUUAUUAUUGAAAACCUAUGCAUUUUGGCCCAAUUUUUCCUUUUGACCUUCUGCAGACUUAAUACCUCGGACAAGAGUUAACCCUAGGAGACCAGGUGUUUUAAUAUAUUUAACUUUCACUAUAUUUCACUGCUUCGCUUAAGUAAAAAGUUUUAAACUUAUUUGACUACCACAAAAUACUUUUAAAGAGCUGAAGCAAUACAAACAACAUUUUCUUGGAAAUGUUCCAUUUGAUUACAAUUGUUUGUGCCUUGUGAAAUGCCAUCUAUAUGUGUACUGUAUGUUCUGAGAAGGGACUCAUGAGACUUUGUCAUCAGAUGAGUGAUGUGGGCUAAGACAGCACACCCCUCGUUUCAACUGACGGCAUACGGAGAAAACCUCAUUUGUCUGUGCGUAUGCUGACUGUCGCUGUGGUUACGAUAAAACACAUGUACACAAACUAUGCCUUCAGAAAGUAUUGCUCUCUCUGUACAUCCAAUGGCCAGCCGUGCUGACCUGUUCUGAGCCAAUUGCAAUUGUGGCACCUGACCACACGACUGAACAGUAGUCCAGGUGUGACAAAACUAGUGCCUGUAGGACCUGCCUUGUUGAUAGUGCUGUUAAGAAGGUAGAAACUAGAGCCUGUAGGACCUGCCUUGUUGAUAGUGUUGUUGAGAAGGCAGAGCAGUGUUUUAUUAUGGACAGACUUCUCCCCAGCUUAGCAACGGUUGUAUCAAUAUGUUUUGACCUUGACAGUUUACAAUCCAGGGUUACUCCAGGCAGUUUAGUCACCUCAACUUGUUCAGUUUACACAUUAUUUAUUACACGAUUUAGUUGAGGUUUAUGGUUUAGUGAAUGAUUUGUCCCAAAUAGUUUUUGAAAUAUUUAGGACAAACGUAUUCUUGCCACCCAUUCUGAAACUAUCUGCAGCUAUUUGUUUAAAAAAAAAAAAUAAGUGUUGCAGUCCUCCCAGUUGCUGUAUUAGCUGACGUGUAUAGUGUUGAGUCAUCCACAUACAGUUGAAGUCAGAAGUUUACGUACACUUAGGUUGGAGUCAUUAAAACUCAUUUUUCAACCACUCCACAAAUUUCUUGUUAACAAAUUAUAGUUUUAGCAAGUCGGGUUAGGUCAUCUACUUUGUGCAUGAAACAAGUAAUUUUUCCAAACAAUUGUUUACAGACAUAAUUCACUGUACCACAACUCCAGUUGGUCAGAAGUUUACAUACACUAAGUUGACUGUUAUUUAAAUAGCUUGGAAAAUUCCAGAAAAUGAUGUCAUGGCUUUAGAAGCUUCUGAUAGGCUAAUUGACAUCAUUUGAGUCAAUUGGAGGUGUACCUGUGGAUGUAUUUCAAGGCCUACCUUGAAACUCAGUGCCUCUUUGCUUGACAUCAUGGGAAAAUCAAAAGAAAUCUGCCAAGACAUCAAAAAUAAAAAUUGUCGACCUCCACAAGUCUGGUUCAUCCUUUGGAGCAAUUUCCAAAUGCCUGAAGAUACCACAUUCAUCUGUACAAACAAUAGUACGCAAGUAUAAACACCAUGGGACCACGCAGCCGUCAUACUGCUCAGGAAGAAGAUGCGUUCUGUCUCCUAGAGAUGAACGUACAUUGGUGCGAAAAGUGCAAAUCAAUCCCAGAACAACAGCAAAGGACCCUGUGAAGAUGCUGGAGGAAACAGGUACAAAAGUAUCUAUAUCCACAGUAAAACAAGGCCUAUAUCGACAAAACCUGAAAGGCCACUCAGCAAGGAAGAAGUCACUGCUCCAAAACCGCCAUAAAAAAAGCCAGACUCCGGUUUGCAACUGCACAUGGGGACAAAGGUCAUACUUUUUGGAGAAAUGUCCUCUGGUCUGAUGAAACAAAAAUAGAACUGUUUGGCCAUAAUGACCAUCAUUAUGUUUGGAGGAAAAAGGGGGAGACUUGCAAGCCGAAGAACACCAUCCCAACCGUGAAGCAUGGGGUUGGCAGCAUCAUGUUGUGGGGGUGCUUUGCUGCAGGAGGGACUGGUGCACAUUACAAAAUAGAUGGCAUCAUGAGGAAGUUAAAUUAUAUAGAUAUAUUGAAGCAACAUCCCAAGACAUCAGUCAGGAAGUUAAAGUUUGGUCGCAAAUGAGUUUUCCAAAUGGACAAUGGCCCCAAGUAUACUUCCAAAGUUGUGGCAGAAUGGCUUAAGUACAACAAAGUCAAGGUAUUGGAGUGGCCAUCACAAUGCACUGACCUCAAUCCUAUAGAGAAUGUGUGGGCAGAACUGAUAAAGUGUGUGUGAGCAAGGAGGCCUAAAGACCUGACUCAGUUUCAUCAGCUCUGUCAGGAGGAAUGGGCCAAAAUUCACCCAACUUAUUGUGGGAAGCUUGUGGAAGGCUACCCAAAACGUUUGACCCAAGUUAAACAAUUUAAAGGCAAUGCUACCAAAAAUUAAUUGAGUGUAUGUAAACUUCUGACCCACUGGGAAUGUGAUGAAAGAAAUAAAAGCUGAAAUAAAUAUUCUCUCUAUUUUUAUUCUGACAUUUCACAUUCUUAAAAUAAAGUGGUGAUCCUAACUGACCUAGACAGGGAAUUUUACUUGGAUUAAAUGUCAGGAAUUGUGAAAACUGAGUUUAAAUGUAUUUGGCUAAAGUGUAUGUAAACUUCCGACUUCAACUGUAUGUACUGUAUAGGAAGGAUAGGAUUGCAAAAGAUACGUGACUGGAUGAACAUUGACCUCAACCCUGCUAAAUUGUAUAAAAAGCCUUUGCAUUAUUGUUUUAGCAUUAAUUUACGCUCUUGUGAUAAUUCACGACUGCUUUGUUAGACAACAGUCCAAAGAGAAGUCCACCUGUUAUUAAAACCUAUAUUAGACUGUUUUUAUAUAACAGCAACCUUCAAACGUAUGUUACUGACUGCCAAAAUACGUUUUGUUAUGUCAUUAGAUUAAAUUAUUCGAAUCAAUUUUAUUCUAACAACUUAAACAGUAUUAUUCUUCAUGUUUUCUUAAGUGGUUGUUCAAAACAAUCCCUAUCAUCACAUUACAUGUACCUUAACUUAACCUGGUGUUUUAAAGCUGAUAGGAAGUGUUGUGGAAAUUCAACACAGGGACACUAGAAGUCAACAUUAAAUGAAUCACUCUUUAUUGUCAGCAAACUGGACAGGUCACAGUCAAACUUAGAUGCAUAAAGUACCGGUCUGAAGUGAGCUCUAAAAUGGCUUUCCUUACACACAGCCUUAUAUUCAUCUGCAUAACAACCUACA